Molecule: messenger RNA, 1455 nt
Organism: Knipowitschia caucasica
Lineage: Eukaryota; Metazoa; Chordata; Actinopteri; Gobiiformes; Gobiidae
Source: the annotation of a GenBank genome assembly
AUGUGCAUGCGCAAACUCAGAGUGGAUCAUCGCGUAGUGUCAUCCCAAAACGCACAGUUUAAUCCGCAACAAGCCGCGAGAAACGUCAAGGAGCACAUGGAUGAUCCAUGCAGCACAGCCAACAUGUGGGUGCUACUGUCCAGUCUAAGAUGUUUAAAUCACACACCGGCGCCCACGGCACUACCCGCGGGGCCAUCCGGGUACUCCCAUGUAGUGCGGCUGGUGGGGGACAGGGUCAGCAUUGAGACAGGACUCUCAGAAAAGACAGGACGAGGGCAUGACUUCCAGCCCUUCAGACAGACUCAUCCCACCUGGUGUGAUCUUUGUGGAGACUUCAUCUGGGGGCUUUACAGACAGCAGAGUCUGCGAUGCUCCAAAUGCAGCUACACGUGUCACCAGCGCUGUCGGCCAUUCAUCCAACUGGACUGUUGCACAGAUACAGGGGCACCGAUCGACAAGCCAGACUCUCCAAGUGACAGCUUUGAAUCUGACACAAAUGUGGAUGAAAAGGGUGAUUGGGGUCAACAGGAUUUCAAUCACGCAGAGAUUCAACAAAAGAUUAAAGAUUAUAAUUCCCAAAUCAACCACAACCUUCAAAUGGUCAUUCAUAAAGAUGGCUCCUACACUGGCUUCAUCAAGGUGCACUUCCAGUUACUUCGCCCGAUCUCACUGCCCCCACCUCACAGCCAGUGGGACAAGAGGACAAGGCGGCGCACAUCUUUUUAUCUUCCCAAAGACACUGCUAAACAACUGCACAUAAGUUCACAAACACAAGUCCAAGAAGUCAUCGUGGCCUUGCUCAACAAGUUCACUGUGAUGGACAACCCAGCUAAAUUUGCUCUGUUCGAGCGGACUGAGAGACAAAACCAUGUGUUAAUGAGGAAAUUAUGUCAGGAUGAGCGGCCCCUGUACUUGCGUUUGUGUGCCGGCCCCAGUGAAAAAGUCCUCAGUCUUGUUUUGAAAGAGAAUGAAACUGGGGAAGUGGAUUGGGACGCAUUUAGCUAUCCUGAAUUGUGCAACUUCUUGAGAAUUCUGCAGCGUGAAGAAGAGGAGCAUGUUCGACAUAUUAUGGAGCGAUAUACACUCACUCGAGACAGGAUGGGGCUUGCCAUAGCCAAACGCAGCUCUAUGUUCUUUGAUGAAGACGGAGACUUGGCGCAUGAGUUUUAUGAAGAAACGAUUGUGACAAAGAAUGGCCGGAAAAAGGCCAAGCUCAAACGAGUUCAAAAGAAUCUUACACCUCAGGGAAUUAUUAAGCUGGAUCACCCAUGCAUUCAUAUUGUCUGUGGAAACUUGUGCCACCACGACGGAACAGAGAAAGCAGACUGGGAGCAUACAUGGAGCUUUAUCUUAACAUUGUUGUUCUCCUGUCUUGUCCAUGGAUCACUGUCCUGUGCUCAGCUGACCCAAAGCAGACAAGAUGGCCAUUAUAUUCAAAGAAGCCUCUUCUUCUAG